ACAGACCUGUCAAAUUCAGGAGGCUGAUUGGAGCUUGGGAGACCGCUGAUGUUAGCACCGAACCGGAUGACAGCAAGAUACGUGUUGUAGGCCCUCUGCUCAAUGAAGCGAGACGUUUAAUGGAAAUAUGUGUGAUGUGCGUAUGUGAGCUUGGUCCUGGGCAGUAGCGGUACCGUACAGGAGGAUGAAUGCAGAGGAGGUGGAGCUUCUCAGCGACUCCAAGUACAGGAACUAUGUGGCGGCAGUGGACAAGGCCCUGAAGAACUUUGAGUACUCCAGCGAAUGGGCGGACCUGAUCUCUGCACUUGGCAAGCUCAACAAGGUUUUGCAGAACAAUGCCAAGUACCAGGUGGUGCCCAAGAAGCUGACGAUAGGCAAGCGCCUGGCCCAAUGCCUGCAUCCUGCCCUGCCCAGCGGGGUCCACCGCAAGGCCCUGGAGACCUACGAGGUCAUCUUCAAGAUCAUCGGACCAAAACGGCUGGCCAAGGACCUCUUCCUCUACAGCUCUGGCCUCUUCCCCUUGCUGUCCAAUGCUGCUAUGUCUGUGAAGCCAGUGCUGCUGGGCCUGUAUGAGACGUAUUACCUGCCUCUGGGAAAGACCCUGAAGCCCGGCCUACAGGGCCUACUGACCGGAGUACUGCCUGGUCUGGAAGAGGGAUCAGAGUACUAUGACAGGACCAACACGCUGCUGGAGAAGGUGGCGUCGGCAGUGGAGCAGGCCGCCUUCUACAGCGCCCUGUGGGGAAGCAUCCUGACCAGCCCGGCCGUCCGUCUGCCCGGGGUCUCCUUCGUCCUGCUGCACCUCAACCGCAAGCUCUCCAUGGAGGACCAGCUCUACAUCAUGGGCAGUGACAUCGAGCUCAUGGUGGAGGCAGUGAGCAUGUCUGUGCAGGACUCCAGUGUGCUGGUGCAGAGGAGUACCCUUGACCUCAUCCUCUUCUGCUUCCCUUUCCACAUGAGCCAGGCGACCCGAACAGACAUGAUCCGGAUUCUGUCAGCAGCACUGCAUGUGGUUCUGAGGAGAGACAUGUCGCUCAACCGGAGGCUCUAUGCCUGGCUGCUUGGCUUUGAUAACAACGGUGUGAAAAUAGGCCCUCGCAGCACACGACACAGUAACCCAGAGGACCAUGCGACCCACUAUUUUAACACCUACUCCAAGGACAUGCUGGUCCAGGCCAUGGUGGGGAUCCUUCAAGGAAAAGCGCGAGGAGGGGAGGAGGAGAGUGUGUUGAUGCACGACCUUAAGCCAUUCCGCAUCCUCAUCAGCCUGCUGGACAAGCCAGAGCUUGGUCCGGCCAUCCUUGAGGAUGUGCUAAUUGAGGUGUUCCGGACUCUGCACACUCAGUGUAGAGCUGAGCUGGAUCUUCAGACUCAGAGUACCUUCAGCAAGGACCACACACAGCUCAGCAGUAAACUACGAGAGAACAAGAAGACGGCUGAACUCAUCAAAACGGCUAACCUGCUGUUCAACUCUUUUGAGCCAUAUUACAUGUGGGACUACAUCGCUCGCUGGUUUGAAGACUGCUGCAGGAAACCCCAAACUAGUCAUCAGGAUGCCCCAGUGCAUGCUGGGGCAUUUGAGCCUACGGCCCUGUCUCUGCUGGAGUUCUGUCAGCUGGUAGACUUCCUGUUGGAUAUAGUGUCCCUGAAGUAG
This is a messenger RNA of Clupea harengus (Atlantic herring), 1654 nucleotides long. It is a transcript of the gene dop1a, whose product is annotated as DOP1 leucine zipper like protein A. Gene Ontology annotation, biological process: Golgi to endosome transport. The record is from RefSeq and is a predicted model, not a curated record. The transcript has 13 exons. Bases 185 to 1654 code for a protein of 489 amino acids. Gene Ontology annotation, cellular component: endosome; trans-Golgi network. NCBI's taxonomy places the organism in Eukaryota, Metazoa, Chordata, Actinopteri, Clupeiformes, Clupeidae.